AUGCCCAACAACGACAUUGAGAUCAACACUAUAUGUGCAGACUUGGAGUCGUCCAAGUUUAUACUUUUGUCUUCAGGACAUGAGCGCAGCGAGCAGGAUGAACCGGACCUCAAACAUGCUGGGAAAAAGCUGCCAAAGAUCAAGAUUUUUGGUACCGGAGGAACAAUUGCGUCAAAGGGAGCCUCGUCGUCACACACUGCGGGAUACCAUGUCGACUUGACUAUUCAACAGCUUUUGGAAUCGAUUCCUGAUAUCUCGAGGAUUUGCGAUAUCGACUACGAACAACUGUGUAAUGUUGACUCCAAAGAAAUCGACGAGCAUUCGCUACUCAAAAUAUACAAUGGAAUAUCUGCAGCGUUGCAAACGUUUGACGGUAUUGUGAUCACUCACGGAACCGAUACUUUGGCGGAGACAACUUUUUUCAUCGAGAGCACCAUCGACUCUGGAGACGUGCCACUAGUGUUUGUGGGGUCCAUGAGGCCCUCAACGAGUGUCUCUGCAGAUGGGCCCAUGAACUUGUACCAGGCAAUUUGCAUAGCGGCGGACAAACGGUCGCGGGGCCGCGGUGUGCUGGUGUCGCUCAACGACCAAAUCUCAGCUGGCUACUACAUCACCAAGACCAACGCCAAUACGCUGGACUCGUUCAACGUCCGUCAGGGCUAUCUGGGCAAUUUUGUGAACAACGAGGUCCACUACUACUGGCCACCGGUCAAGCCCGAAGUGUGCCAUAAGUUCAAGCUUGGACUGUGGCCUGGCGACGACGCCUCCAGCAAAAGUUGGAGCGGUGCACUGGCAAGUGUCAAAGACAGUGUCAAAGACAGUGUCAAAGACCUUGCCAAAGACGGCGUUCAGAACCCCUCCGCUGCGUUUCCUAUCGUCCACAUUUUGUAUGGCCACCAAUCGCUGUCACCGGAGCUGGUGAAAUUAGUGGGCAACAAAUGUGCGGGUUUGGUGAUUGCUACGAUGGGGGCUGGCUCCCUGCCGUCUGCUGUCAACGAUGUCGUGCAGGAAUUGCCAAUUCCCGUCGUGUACUCGAAAAGAUCAAUGGAUGGGAUGGUUCCCAAGGCAAAUAUGCCUAAACAAGAUCCAGCCAGCGCCAGAAGUAACGUUAUUGCGUCCGGGUUUUUGAACCCAGAGAAAAGCAGAAUUCUAUUACAGUUAUGUCUGUUUGAGCGGUUUGGCAUUGCUGAAAUCAGAGAAGUCUUCAGCAACGCUUACGGAGGGUGA
This is a messenger RNA of Lachancea meyersii CBS 8951, 1227 nucleotides long. Lineage: Eukaryota; Fungi; Ascomycota; Saccharomycetes; Saccharomycetales; Saccharomycetaceae. The record is from the annotation of a GenBank genome assembly.